This is a messenger RNA of Mesorhabditis spiculigera, 438 nucleotides long. NCBI's taxonomy places the organism in Eukaryota, Metazoa, Nematoda, Chromadorea, Rhabditida, Rhabditidae. The record is from the annotation of a GenBank genome assembly.
AUGGUUCGGUUGUUUCAGAGCGGCAAAGGCAAAAACCAGCCAACCCUUGCCGAGACGUUCGCGACGAAAGAAGGCACUUUCGAGCUGACCGCAACCCUUGAUCACAUUUUCCACCCAGAUAUUGUCGUCUACCAUGACUGCAACGACGGCAAGAAGCUGGGCCUUCGUCGUUUCCACUUUCGCGUCCCCGAGCAUUAUGUAACUGCCGGGUCUAAAGCGCAAAAGGUGUUUGACUUGGGAAAGAUUAACCUGGAAUUUAAACCUUACAAUGAGGAACGCUCAAAUCAACAUCGACGACGUCGAAACAAGGAAGUCGUAUCCUGCGAUCAAUGUACGAUCGAGGAAACCGUCAAAAUAGACGAAUCCGCCGAAGCGACGACACAAAAAUCCAAAUUCCACGGCCUCGACGAGAGUCCGGAGGCCAGAAUCGAUCCCUGG